Labeo rohita (rohu) is the source of this 3931-nucleotide messenger RNA. RefSeq lists its product as uncharacterized. The transcript is spliced from 2 exons. The coding region runs from base 2323 to 3450 and encodes 375 amino acids. NCBI's taxonomy places the organism in Eukaryota, Metazoa, Chordata, Actinopteri, Cypriniformes, Cyprinidae. The record is from RefSeq and is a predicted model, not a curated record.
UCGCUAGUUCAGGUCUUCCAGAUGGGGAAAAAAAAUGAAGCGCAAAUAGGACUCCAUAGGCGGCAUCGAAAUUUUUAUUUCACAAGAAGUAUCUGAUUCUGCAAUCUCGAUAUUUUAAAAAUGUUACUGUUUUUGCUGUACUUUGGAUCAAAUAAAUGCAGGCUUGGUGAGCAGGAGAGACGUUUUUAAAAAACAUUAAACAUUUUACUAUAUAUAUGUGUAUAUAUAUAUAUGUAUGUAGGAGAGGAGAGGCGAUAAUGGUAGCUGUGAAAUAAUGUGUAUGUUAAGGGGCAACAAUUAAAAUUGCAGGUUCAUUCUUUUCUUGCAGCCGCAGGCUGCCAACCAAUUGAAGGCUAUUUGAUUGGUGUGUAUGUGCGUGUGUGUGUUGAGCUCUGAGCUCACCAGGCAUCAGAGCAGGCAAGGGAGGGAGGGAUGAGCACGUGGAUAGGAGGAGAGAAAGAGAAAGGAGGAGGGAGAGAGGGAGGAGGAGGAAGCUAAAGCAGCAGCAGCGUAUUCUGUGAGGCUGCAGCAGACUGGAGAUGAAGCUCUUUUUUCCGCUGGUGCCUACCAGUGAGAGCAGAGGAGCUACCCAGCAACUGAGAAGAGGACACAUGCAACCUGCUAUUACUGGAGCCCCUGGCUUCCUCUCUCCCCGGCAGGCCUUUUGAAGCACACCCACAUAUACAGCGACACAUAUGCUUUCAAUCUCAGAAUCGGGAUCGCUGAACCCUGCAGGCACACACACAUGUAAGUUACACGUUUUAAUUUGCACCCAGGUUGUGCAAAGGAGAGCACCGUAUCAAUCGGAUCAAUUUCGCCAUGCUUGACUGAUGGAGCUACGCUUUUUUCAGCACUCUUCUGCGAGGCUAACAGUGCAGCUUCAGGUUGGGGGAGGAUUCCUUUGGAUUUCCCUCUUUUCCUCAUCCAGCCAUGGUUCAACUACCCAGCCCAGCCCUGUCCUGGCGGCGUUCUAAUUAGAUUUUACAACCAGAGAAGCUGACAGUAUCAGGGAGCGGCACCUUGUCAGUUAUCACUCUUUUUCUCAUCGGCUCACCCCAAUCUAGGGACGUACACUGGUUAGUGGCGGAACAAGGAAGACAGGAUGGCUUGAAAUCAUGUUUACUUGAUAUACGAGACUGGACUAUGUGCUAAACCACAUCUGUAAAGGUGAAGGUGAGGUCUUCACUCAUGUCAGUGAAUGGGAUGCCAGUUCCCGUGGCAGCAGUGGCGAGACGCUUAGUACCUAGCCCCUCCCCUUCUUUCUCUUUAAUGUCUGGAGACUUGUUUUAAUGGAGUUUGCAUGCCUGGGAAAUGAAACACUCAUAGCUACAGGUGUGAAGACUAAGCAUCACCUGACAUGGGCUGGUUAUGCUUGGCUGGUGAUGGGAACAAAAAAACGUUAAGCUCUGAUGGGUUAUGAACUGCCUGGCUUUGCACUUUUGUCCAUUAGCAGCUGAUCUGGGACCUGUUACACAGGUUUACUGUAAGCGUCCCACAGGAUUUCUACGACUACUACCCAACGCAUUACCUACCCUAUGUGCACAGAGUGCAGUGAUCAAUAAUGCAUACUGAAGAUAUUCAGAGAAGCAGGUGUUUCUAGGCAUCUUACUGUACGCACGUGAACGCUUGUUCAGACAUUGUUUUCUUUGCUUUUAGUAGCGUGCAAGCUGAUGAUUAGUGCAUCCUAAUGAUGCAUCCUGAUGCAGAGUUUUUGAGCAUGUGCAUGUGUGCUCACAGGAGUAUGUCUUUGUACGUCUGCAGUGCAGUUUUAUCGUGGUUCUCACCUUGAAAAAUAUCUACAGUGUAGCAAGUCUUCGAGUACCAUGACAAAUGGCCUGCAUUUAACACAUAGCUUGUGAAAUGGGCUAAAAGGCACUAGUUUUUCUUCAGUCAGUGCUGCAUCAUCUCUGCAUCAUGAGAGAGGGAAAAAACAUCAAAUGCUUUGCCGUAGGAUUUUAAUAUUUUAUAAAGGACAGUAACCUAUAUUCAGCAUCAAGUCCAGGAGGCUUACUAGGACCCUAAGUGAUAUUUGGUUUGGGUUAACUGCAACAUUGCCUGAACGACAGACCAAGCAACAGGAGGUAUGACUGCUGUCCACACCAAGUUGAGACAUGAUGUCCUGGAAGAACCUCACCCUGUACCAAUCCCUGUUGUCAUGGUUCAUACUUUUUGUCAUGAUUUUUACUCCAGAUGAGUCAUUAACUUAACAAUUUAAUUUACCUUACCAGCCUCAGGCUGACUGUUUCGAUCCCAUUGUGGACAUCUCCUUUUUCUUGCCUUCAAUUUUGGCUCUCUUUUAUUGUUACUCUGGCUCUAUGAGAUAUGGGGAGCUCCCUUGGUUGUGUGAAACAACCCAGAGAUGCCGGACCAGGUGGUGCUGCACCACUAUCACCCAAAAGAAAACUUCGCUUCAGGCGAAAACGAAAGGCCAAACAGAAGUUAAAAGGUGCCAAAGGGGAGGACAAGAGAAGCCGCGUCCUUGAAGAAAAGGAAAGUGGAAGCGUUGAUGUUACUGAGGAGUCUACAACAAGAGCUCUUGAUUCAACUAAACUGGCAUCUGGACAAAUUACUGAAACUGAAACUCCCACCAAUGUUGUUCUUGUUCCUGGUAUGGCCCCAAUAUUUGGAAGCACAGGGACAUUGCGGGGCAGCAAGAUGGCUAUUCUUUCUCCAGAUCCCAGUCCAGCGUGGCUGGGGGCGCUUCGCCAGUUUGAGGUAGAAGGGCUCAGCGAAGAAUCACAUGCUGAUUUAGAACAAGGCAACACGACACCUGGAGGAGGAAGAGUCUGUAAGGUUCGAGAGCGAGUUCAGGGGGUAUUAGAGAGACCUUGUCUUUUACGCUCCAAACGUGGAGAUCCAGAAGUGGAGAGGGAAGGAGGGGACGUGCAUGGACAGAGUGAACUGAUGUUCGGGGAGCCCUCGGAAAACGAGAAGAAGGGAGUUGUGCACAUUCGUGAGUUUGGAGGGCAACUUUGUGUGGUCCGAACUGUCUAUCCAAAGGACUUUGGGUCGCCCGUCUGGCGUGACAAAGAGCUUGAGGUCCAUUCUGGACCUCCAGCUGCAUCUCCUGUUACUGGAGGCAUUAUGAAAAUACAAGUGCCCACAACUCAAGGGCGACCACCCGGGGAGAACGACUCUGGCAAACCAGCAACAGCUGCACCUCGGGAAAAAAAAGGAAGAGAGGUCCUAUUGGAGAACUCUGCUCAGGAAGGCUUUGGCCCUCCUCCACAAGAUCUUCAGUCUUCAGGUUAUGCUAGUGAUGUGCCUCUCACCUCGCCUGAGACGGGAGGCGCUGUUCAGACUGACUGGGGGAGCUCCUCUGAAGUGCUUGAUUCUUCUGUGCUUGAGAGUCCCAUCUCCCCUCAAGAGAUACCGACUCAGACUUCUACCAAGCAUGUCGUCAAACCCAGAUUUAUCUCUGCUGUCAUGGACGAUUCAUCUCAAGACUGAUUUGAUUCAAGUGGUCUUGUCUGGAAAGCACAUUUGACGGUGAUACCAAAAGAAGAGGUAAUGUUUGGGUGCAUUUUUAUGGCUCAGAGCCUGGUUGAUUGGACUAGCUUUAGAAAUCUGUCUGACCUCACCUUCUAAUCAUCUUUGGAGUAAGAGGCUCAGGCUAGGAGAGUUACUGUUCUGUUUCUGUAUGUCACCAAAUUUGCUCAAGGUAAUCUUGACCUGCAUUGACUUUGUGAAGAUCUAUGAUUUAUGUCUGUCUAUACUCUCAGAACGGUCUGCAUCCAUGCCAGGAUUUAAAGUGCUCUAUGCUAGCUAGGCAAGAAAAGAAGCAGGCAGGGAUGUGAAGAGCAGCAUAUGAGAGGGAUGACGAAGGAAUACAGAUUAGAGCCUGGCACAGACAGAUACUGCGGAUACUGACUUCCUUUGUCAAGAGAAAGAGGGAGUGAAUAUAGAGGGAAAAAGUGAAAGGUUCAUGGCC